This is a messenger RNA of Caenorhabditis bovis, 2130 nucleotides long. The record is from the annotation of a GenBank genome assembly. Lineage: Eukaryota; Metazoa; Nematoda; Chromadorea; Rhabditida; Rhabditidae.
AUGAAGUUCUUGACGUCGAGUGAGGUUCGGUCAACUUUUAUCAACUUUUUCCGCGAUAAAAAAGAGCACACUUAUGUGCAUUCUUCAUCGUUCAAACCUCUUUUCCUCGGAAUUGCUGACCCGAACAGCGAUCUCGCCAAACUCAAGCGCGCUGUAAACACUCAAAAAUGCAUCCGAGCUGGUGGAAAGCAUAAUGAUCUUGACGACGUUGGAAAAGAUGUCUACCAUCACACCUACUUCGAAAUGCUUGGAAAUUGGUCAUUCGGAGAUUACUUCAAGAAAGAAAUUAUCACCUGGGCAUGGGAAUUGCUCACCAAAGUUUACGAGAUUCCUGCCGAUCGUCUUUACGUUUCUGUUUUCGGUGGAGAUGAAGCGAACGGUGUUCCAGCCGACACGGAGGCUCGCGAAAUCUGGAGAUCCGUGGGCGUUCCGGAAAACCGAAUUCUCAAUUUCGGAAUGAAGGACAACUUCUGGGAGAUGGGAGAUGUUGGACCGUGCGGCCCAUGUUCGGAAAUUCAUUAUGAUCGAAUCGGAGGUCGCGACGCGUCGAAUCUUGUCAAUGCUGAUGAUCCAAUGGUCGUCGAGAUUUGGAAUUUAGUCUUCAUCCAAUUCAAUCGCGAAGAAGGAGGCGUUCUCAAACCACUUCCUGCAAAACAUAUCGAUUGUGGUCUCGGAUUAGAGCGUUUGAUUGCGGUCAUGCAAAAUAAGACGAGUAAUUAUGAUACCGACAUUUUCGUACCAAUUUUUGAUGCGAUUCAUCAGGGAAGUGGCAUCCGCCCAUACACUGGUCACAUUGGAGAUGAAGACGUUGACGGUGUCGAUAUGGCUUACCGUGUCGUAGCUGAUCACAUCCGAACCCUCACAAUCGCGCUCUCUGAUGGUGGUCGUCCUGACAACUCGGGCCGCGGAUACGUUCUCCGUCGCAUUCUUCGGCGCGGAGUUCGUUAUGCUACCGAGAAGCUCAAUGCGCAGCCCGGAUUCUUCGCAAGUCUCGUGCCUGUCGUCAUUAGCAUUUUGGGCGAGACAUUCCCUGAAUUAAGAAGAGACCCAGAAACUGUUAUCGACAUCAUUAAUGAUGAAGAAAAACAGUUCUUGAAGACCCUCUCACGUGGACGAGUCCUUUUCCAGAAAGCGGUUGCGUCCCUUCCAGAAGGCACCAAGACUUUCCCAGGAGACGUCGCCUGGCGAUUAUACGAUACGUAUGGAUUCCCGGCUGAUUUGACUCAGUUGAUGGCUGAGGAGAAGGGAUUGACUGUUGAUAAUGCUGCAUUCGAAGAGGCCCGCAAAAAAGCAAUUGAGACAUCGGCUGCCGGUGCUGGAAAAUUCAGAGACACAUUGGAUUUGAAUGUUCACGCGUUGGCUGAGCUCCAGCAGAAGGGAGUUCCAACUACCGAUGAUUCGCCGAAAUACGCUUAUUCCUUCACUGGUGAAGGUGCCAAUGCGGUUUAUAAAUUCGAACCAUGCGUUGGAAAGAUUCUGGCAAUACGCAAGGAUGGUCAAUUCGUUGAUAUGAUUGAAGCUGGAGAGGAAGGGGCGAUUCUUCUUGAUCGUACUAAUUUCUACGCGGAACAAGGAGGCCAGAUCUACGAUAUCGGAGUUCUUACAAAGGUUAACGAGGAGUCUAUGGAGUUCAACGUGACAAACUGCCAAGUUCGUGGAGGUUACAUUGUGCUGGUUGGCUCUGCUGAAGGCUCAUUCAAGGUUGGAGAUGAUGUCAAUCAGAAAUUCGAUGAAGAUCGAAAGCAGCUUAUCAUGAAGAAUCACACUGGAACCCAUGUCCUUAACUACGCAUUGAGAAAAGUGCUGAAGGAUUCGGAUCAGAAAGGGUCCCUCGUUGCACCGGAUCGUCUUCGUUUUGAUUUCACGAACAAACAAGCAAUGACUGUGAAACAAGUUAAAGAAGCUGAAGAAUACGCUCAAGCUUUGAUCGACACGAAAGGAAAUGUGUAUGCGAAGAAUUCGCCACUUGCAGACGCGAAGAAGAUUCGCGGAUUGCGAGCUAUGUUCGAUGAAACUUAUCCAGAUCCAGUUCGAGUCGUCGCUGUUGGAACCCCAGUUGAAGAACUUCUUAAGAAUCCUGAUGCUGAUGCUGGUGAUAAUACUACCGUUGAAUUUUGUGGUGGAACGUGA